AUGUUCGCCAUCCCUCAGGCAACGACCACCAACGAUGAAGGAGCACAACCACGGGAGGGAGAGUGUUUCGAUUGCCCUAUCGUACUAGAAGGAUACAAGUCCAUUGACUUCGAACGCCUUCUUUUGUUGCUUUAUCCAAGUGGAAUUUCGGGUGACCCCGUCGCCCUCAAUACCAAGGAGGAAUGGAUCAGUGUUCUCAGACUUGCUACGGUGUGGGAGAUGGGGCAGAUAAGAGAUUUAGCGAUCUCGAAACUAACCCUGGCAUCCAUGACACCCGCCGAGAGAAUUCGCCUAUCCAGAGAAUAUCGAGUCGCCUCUUGGUUCACUCGUGGUGUCAAAGAGCUCGCCGACUCUCCGCUCUUCCCAGGCGCUACCCCGAUCGACGAAAUCGCAAGCGAGAUAGGAUGGGAGACGACGGCUCGGAUUAUGGCCUUGAUCAGCAGUCACCAAAUGGCCACAGGAGAGAAGAUUCUCCCCACGACUGGGAGUGUCAAGGUUCCAUUGACAAGUAUCUUCUGUAGACGAAGUGAAUGUGGUCGAACCCCUGCAGACAAGCGCUCCUGUCCUCUGAAUCACAAGGACCUCCGAGUCUCAGCUACCACAACGUCAUCCGCUCUUGCACCCCCACAAGCACCAUCUCUCUUUGGAACCUCAUCUACUACUCGCCAACCGGCGCAAUCAUCCACUUUUGGAAUGUCGGCUACCGCCACCAACCAACCAGCGUCAUCGUCUCUUUUUGGAGCCACAACUACCGUCAGCCAAUCAUCCUUUAUGGGAUCAACAAACCCGGCUCCGUUGUUUACCUUCGGUGGGGGAAGUAGCUCGAUAAAAACAGCAGCCGGCCAGAAUUUUCCCCCUAAACAGACAAAGAACGAAGAUACAGGAUCUAGAGAGUGCGAGAUCCACUGGUCCUCUCUAAAGAGCCAGAUACCAGGACAAGUCCGCCGCAGCAUCCCAGACAGCACCGUAGAAGCCAUGUUUGCUAAUGAGCUCAAAGCUCUUCGUUGA
Messenger RNA from Coprinopsis cinerea okayama7#130, 1008 nucleotides. RefSeq lists its product as hypothetical. The transcript has 3 exons. NCBI's taxonomy places the organism in Eukaryota, Fungi, Basidiomycota, Agaricomycetes, Agaricales, Psathyrellaceae. Bases 1 to 1008 code for a protein of 335 amino acids. The record is from RefSeq and is a predicted model, not a curated record.